Myiozetetes cayanensis is the source of this 6441-nucleotide messenger RNA. Its product is annotated as 1-aminocyclopropane-1-carboxylate synthase-like protein 1. Lineage: Eukaryota; Metazoa; Chordata; Aves; Passeriformes; Tyrannidae. The transcript has 15 exons. Bases 193 to 2862 code for a protein of 889 amino acids. Gene Ontology annotation, biological process: biosynthetic process; amino acid metabolic process. The record is from RefSeq and is a predicted model, not a curated record. Gene Ontology annotation, molecular function: pyridoxal phosphate binding; transaminase activity.
AGCGGAUGGGCUGAGCCGAGCCGUGCCGAGCCGAGCCGUGCCGAGCCGUGCCCGCGGCCCUGCAGCCCGGUAGGGGCUGGGGGAGGCCGGGCCCCCCCGGCGCCCUCGAGGGCCGAGGUGCGAGAGCCCCUCCCGGCGGGGCAGGGGCAGGUGCGCAGCCCGGGGCGAGCGGCGGGCGGGCCCCCGGGAGCGAUGGAUUUUCGGGGGAAGAAGUACGAGCGCGGCAGUAACUGGUCGGACCCCGAGGUGGUGGAGCUGCUGCAGCUCUGGGCCGACGAAUCGGUGCAGAUAGAGCUGGAGAGCUGCUUGCGCAACCAGCACGUCUUCAACCGCAUCGCCGAGGUGCUGCGGGAGAAGGGAAUCCACCGGACGGGCGACCAGUGCCGGGAGAAGAUCAAGAAGAUGAAGCUGGAGUACCGGCGGAUCAAGGACAAUAGCAAGGCUCCACGGGGCGGGCGGACGUGGAAGUUCUACGAGGUGAUGGACCGGGUGCUGACCAGCCGGCCGGCCCUGGCCUAUGGGUCUCUGAGCGGCAGCAUGAUGGCUCAGCAGGUGCUGCAGGGCAGCAUGGUGGAGAGCUACCACCAUCAGUUUGCCUCCUCGGCCCUGCCCUUUGGACACUCCCAGCACCCUGAACUGAUGGAAAUUAAAUGUGAGGAGGUGAACUCUGAUGACCACAGCUUGACCCCAGAGCCCCCACAAGCCAUGUCUUACCAGCAGGGCUCCCCUGAAGAACAGGAGAUGGAGAGAGCCUUCUUGGAGAGGGCCCAAAACGACUCUCCCAUCUCCAGGGUGGAGAUUCCCAUUGAAACCAAUGUUUCACCUUCAGGUUUCAGUGAUCCCAACAUGUCAAACUCAUCACGGAUCCAGAACGUUGUUCCCCGGCCUGGCUUCUCUGCCUUGCACCGACUGAGAAAAAAGCGGAAAGGCCAGCGCAUGAGGGACCCGCUUGAUGAUCUCUUGCUGAAGACUCUGACAUCUCAGCGGGCCAUGGAAGAGCGCUUUUUGCAGAUGGAAGAACGCCGAUUUCAGCGAGAUCUGGAUGUGGAGGAGCGUCGAAUGCAACUGGAGCAGCGACGGUUUGAACUGGAGCGGGAGCAUGAGUUUCGCAUGUUCAAUGUCUUCGCUCAAAUGCUCAGCAUCCUAAAGCAGAGCCAUAGCAGCUCCUCCUCCUCUGUUGUCAUGCCUCGGAGCUUGGACUUCAGCCAGGCACUGUCUGAAAUGGAGGGAAUGGGAGGAGGAGGGGGCAACCUGCAAGAGAUGAGAGUUCGUCCACUUACCAAGAGGAAGGUUGACAUGCAUGGCUUCUGUAACCCCAACGGCUUCCAGAGAAGCCCCUAUCUCUCUGCUCGUGGCAACUUUGCCAAUAUGUUUCAGGGCUCCACUGAGGAAGGGUACAAAGCUUAUCAUGCUGACAAAUAUGAUGAAGACAAGAACCCCAAUGGUAUAAUAAACUUUGGCACCAGUGAGAAUAAACUCUGCUUUGACCUGAUGUCUAAGCGGCUGACACAGACUGAUAUGGAUCUGAUGGAGCCUUCACUGCUUCAGUAUCCUGACUGGAAAGGACAUCUGUUUUUACGUGAGGAAGUGGCUCGAUUUUUGACCUAUUAUUGCAAGGCCCCUGCACCUCUUAAAGCAGAGAAUGUCAUUGUUUUAAAUGGCUGUGGCUCUUUAUUUUCUGCAUUAGCUACAGUCCUUUGUGAUCCAGGGGAAGCUGUUCUGAUUGCUACUCCCUUUUACGGUGGUAUUACCCAGAGUAUCUUCCUCUAUGGUAAUGUCAAGCUGGUGUAUGUCUGUUUAGACAGUAAGAUUACUGGAACAAACACUCGACCUUUCCAGCUUACAGUGGAAAAACUGGAAAAAGCUUUGCAGGAUGCCCAGGCAGAGGGUGUCACUGUAAGGGCCUUAAUUCUUCUGAAUCCCCAAAAUCCCCUUGGGGACAUCUACUCUUUGUCAGAGCUACGGGAUUACCUGGAAUUUGCGAAAAGACAUGAAUUGCAUGUGAUAGUAGAUGAGAUCUACAUGCUGUCAGUUUUUGAUGAAUCAGCCACGUUUCACAGUGUCCUAAGCAUGGACAGAUUGCCUGAUCCACAGCGGACUCAUGUGAUGUGGGGAAUAACCAAGGAUUUUGCUGUUUCUGGGAUUCGUUUUGGUACUUUAUAUACAGAGAACCAAGACGUUGCUAAUGCAGUGGCUUCUUUGUGUUAUUUCCAUGGGGUUUGUGGACCUGUCCAGCACAAGGUUGCACAGCUGCUUAAAGACAGAGACUGGAUCAACCAGGUGUACCUGAGGGCCAACCAUGCCCGCCUAAAAGCUGCCCAUACGUAUGUGACAGAUGAGCUGAAGACACUUGGGGUUCCUUUCCUCAACCGCAACGCAGGCUUCUUUGUUUGGAUUGAUUUCCGAAAGUACCUUAAGACAGGCACAUUUGAGGAGGAGUUGCUACUCUGGAAGCGUUUUCUGGAUAAUAAGGUCCUCCUGUCCUGCGGAAAAGCCUUUGAAUGCAGUGAACCUGGAUGGUUCCGCAUCAUCUUUGCUGACAAGACCCACCGGCUACAGUUAGGUAUGCAGCGGAUACGCAAGGUUUUGGAAGAGCGGGAGCAGGAGAUACUGGCAGAGGAGAAGGAGCAGCCCUGUCAGUCAGAUCAGGAUGGCAAAGCAGAUAGCACAGAUGAAGUGAUUUUUGUAUCCCGCCACCAGGAGCCUACCUGUGCCAACAGCUCCAACCUUGGUGACCUCAUUGGCCUCCUGCAACAACAGAUGCGUUCUUCUGACUGGCUACAGAAAAAUACAGCUGAGCAGUUUGCACAGGAAAAGCCAGAGAUCUAUGAUGUGUUCAGCAAACUGGUGGGGAAGCAGUAACAGUCUGUGUUCCUUCAGAGGCAUUCCUGAGCAGUGACUGACCCUGGGACCCUUACAGCUCAUAAGUGACUUCCAGCAAAUAAUAUAUUUUCUGUAUAGCAAGAAAAUUACUUUGUAAGCCCCCUCCUCUUCCCCCAUUUGAGAUCUCUAAUUUGUACUAUAUAGGUGUAUUCCUUGGAUUGGGGUGAGGGUAGGGAAUGGGGAGGGGGGUCUUGUUUUCCUGCUGCUCCCUGUCCUGCAGCAUCAUUGUAUUUUGUAUUUCAUUUCUAAUGAAUAUGCUCUUAACUCUCUUAUAAAGUCCUGUGGUGUCAUUUUUUUUCUUCUUACUUUGCACUUUCCAAGAAGACAGAGACUUCAGUUUGUUAAAAUGUGUAAAAGUUUCUCUUUUCCUGAAGGAUGAUCAGAUGUGACUAUUUUGGGGCCAGAAGAUCACUACUGUCAGAAAGAGGUGUUUUGGGGAGAUAGAACCUGGUGUCAGCCCAAACUUAGCCCCAGCUAAGGGUAAAUAAGCAUGUGUGCAGAUUCAUCUGCAUGAGUGAGGCUGUUUUUGAACCAUGGUCAUCUAGACUGAGUUCUGUAAAGCUUUCUUUUUCAGUUUAAACUAGAUCUAACCUCAGAUCAGACAGUAUCCAACACCCUCGGUUGAUGAAAUGCCUGUUUUUGUUUUUAUUCUACUUUUUUAUAUUCACGUAAAUAAACAGCAUUCAUUGGCCUCUUGGUAGAAUGUCCACAAAAGGGCUAUGAACAGAGAGGCAGUUGAAAGUAAAUGUUCUUUCUACAGCCUUCCUAUUCCUGGAAGUCCAUCCUGUCUGGUUAACAGUGAGGUAUAUUGGCAGGACAGUGCAGAGAAUGCUUCUGCCACCAUGCUAGGUGUACCUGCAGGUGCAUCUGCUUCUGUCACCUACCACAGGUUUCCAAGGUGGCACUUUCCACCAUUAUCAGGAUAAUUAAGGCAAUUUUUUGUCUGUGCUUGUCAAUUUGCAGAGUAAUUUUUUGACUAAACAGUAUUCUUCCACCUCCUCUCCUUCCUCCCUUUCCCAUUUUAAUACACUUUUCUGUAUGCUGGUGAUAGUGUUUUUCAGUUGGAAAGCUUCUUUCACAGAUACAAAGCUCUUUAAUUUCUGGUACUGUAAAACUUUAGAUAUCUUAAAGGAAUUGAAACUGUUUCUUCUGCAUACAUAUUAGUCCAGAGUUGAAGGAAACUGCCCAUGAAGAUGGCAUGGAAGUGCACCUUUCCCCUCUUGUAAUUUGUUCUAAUAGCAACCAAGUUUCAUCUUGGUGACAUUGUAGAAUCUGUUUAUAUAAUGAGCUAGAGAGGUGAAAGAUAAAAUUCUGUCUAGAUUCUGUGCUGUCAGAACAGUUGAAAUUUGCUGAUCACAAAUGAAGAACUAUCUUCUACUCUUCUGAUCAAGCUCCAAUAUGAAAAAAAUCCUCCAUCCCAUGAAAUACUUGCAUCUUGCUUAGAUUUGUAGAUCAUUCAAGAGAAGGGUGUUAUUGAGAGCUAGCAGGAAAUUCAUAUUAGUCUCUGUUUCAAUCUUUAAGUACACCAGCUUUCAUUUUAUAGUUACUUUGUGAGGUUGGACAUUCAUGUCAGUGAAUGCUGGCUCACAGUUGUACCAUUAUCGCUCUGUUAGUUUUGUUCUUGGGCAUCAUAGAUUUUGGCAGAUGGGCAAGAGUGACAAAAGCAUAUGUCUGCGUUAUAAACCAAGUUACCCAGGCAUAGGUAGCAAAUAGUUAAUGUGAUCACACAUUAAUGUAUGGUGAUGGUGGAAAAUUGCCUGGAUGGUGAAAAGUCUGAGCAGUGGCUGAGGAGAUGGUGCUGCAGAUGGCUGCUGUUAGCAGUAACCAGCUUCUCCCUCAGAAGCCAGCAAUGAGGCGAGGCUGUUGAGGCGGUUGAUAAGACCAGUGUAAGGGAUAGUUAUAAACAUCAUGUUUGUUUACUAGUUUGGCAUUUGUCCACGUACAGUAUUUUAAAGGACAUUUUUUAUUGUAAUUUGCUUUCCAUUUCAUCUUAGGGGUCCACAAAGUAAGCUAUAGUAGAAGACAGGUCUCCUUAAUGGAACGGAAGGUGAGAUGUGCAGUCAAAAUACAAAUGGACUUCCUGAUUUACCCCCUCAUAUUUAGUACCCCAAGGAGGAGCUAAGCAACAAAAAUUUAGGGAGCAAGCUGUUUGAAAUCAGGAACCAGGUAAGACAGUAUAGGCAUUAGUUGAAGUGGCAUUUCAGGGAAUUCCUGUAACAAACUCAACCCCUUAAUUGCUCCUAAUUUUCUUUUGUCGUUCUAGUCACUCUUAUGAUUGGAGUAUGUGAAUAUACAACAGUAAUAAUUAAUAUAACGUUUUUCACCUGUAUAUGUUUACUGCUCAGAAAGCAGAUUUAUUGUACUGUCUCUGUGUGCAUGCAGCUAGUAAAGCACACCUCUGUGGGAAAGAGGGUGUAAUACGCCUUUAAAAUCCUCACAGCUAAUAUAGUAUGGCCCACAGUCACUUCCAUCUGAGCUUGCUGGAACUCAAAAUAACAGAACACACAAACACACACUUUGUUGCAUGGAGUAUUUUCCAUGGGUUUUUUUCCAUUUUUUUCAGCUGAGGAGCUCUCCACUAAGGCAUUUUAGCUUGGUCACAGAAAACAAAAAAUUAACUGGAAAUGAGGCAAGAGAGAAAUGUGGUGUCCUAAGUCUGCUGUUGAAAUAAGCAAUGUUUUUUGUUGACUGUACAAACCACAUAAAUUUUGCAAAUGGCCUUUACUGCUUGACAAGAAUUAGUAAACAUGUAGAAGGUCCUGUGCAUAUGUAUGUAGAAGCUAAAUCAACUCUUAUUUGCUCUGACUACCUGGAGAGAAAAAAACACGAACUCUGCCUGUACAAAUUGUUUGUUCCUUCUGCUACCUCCAUGUUAGAUGUUCUCUCUACUUACUGUAUCUCAUAAUUCUCAUUAAUGACUUUUUUUUUUCUUCCUGUGUGUCAAAUCUUUACAGAAAAAAAAAUAGAGAAAUGAUUAGGAACUCUCCCAUCCAGUCCCUGCCCCUGCAUUUCUUUUGACCAGUUUGUUAAGCAAUAGACAAAAGAGCAGCAUCUCAAAUGAAUCCAGUCAGAUCUAUAUUUUUAAAAAUUGCUACAUUUCAUCUAAAAUGAGAAAUGCCACCAAGAUUAAUAUAACAGUGUGAGCUUGUGCUCAUUAUAAUAAAACAAGAUGAUAAAAUCUCCUUUGCAUACAACUUUUGUGCUCCAGUUAUUAUUUGUUUGAGCAUAGAAAGGAUCCUAGAUAGUUAUCCUUGCCACAUUCCAGUAACACUCUCUCUGUCUCUCUCUCUCUGUUCCCCUUCUUCACAACCCCACCCCAUUCUCUCUCUCUACUCCAGAGAAAUGUUCAGCAUUUUUAGGUUAGAAGUGGGAAUUUCCUAUGCAGCACUGCUCUCAGCCACAGAAACUUCCCUAACACACAUUUCAGGCAUAGACUUGACAUUUUCAUGCUUGUGGGAGGGGAAAAUCUAUGAAUUUCCAAAUUAUUAACCUGUGUUACAUUGCAGUUAAGCAGACAAAAUAAAUGAGGCCCAUUCUAAAUAAGUAUUUAGGAGGGAU